GAUUUUUAUCUCCUAAAUAGGCUCUAUUUUCGGAAGACCUGAGUGAAAAUGUGAAAGUUAUGCUGCUUGGUGUUCUCCAAGAGCACACGUCAGUUCUUCUUUUGUACCCUGACAGUGUGGAACAAGUAGUAGGAUCACUGACCAAUAUCUAUCAACAGCUUCAUCAUGAUAUAUCAGCGCUCUUCAAGGGUCAGCUUCUUGUUGCUAUAACAACAAUCAUGCUGGAUUGCAAUCAACUGGAGGAACAUUCAAGGAACUUUCUCCAAGUUGUUGAUAUUCUCCUAGAUGUUGUUUCUAAGGUUAAUGGUAGCAAGGAUAGGGUUCUUCGCGGCAUUGCUUGUGAGUGCCUCAAGGAAAUUGAAACAAUACAUCCGGGUUUACUUUCCAGAAAAGUGGAUCAUUUUUAUGCCAUGUGCCAACUUGAGAAUUCAUGUAUCUGUCAAAGCUACAUGACUCUUUUUGGGAUGGUAUUGAAAAAUGGUCUUGAACAACUCCUUGAAGAUCCUAAUAGCUUAAAUGUCAAUGAUUUGAGUGAUUUACUCAGCAGAAGGAAGGAACCAUUGAAGCCAUUGAACUUGCCUGAAAACUUUGACAUCAAGAUGUUUCAAUUAAAAGAGAAAAUCACUAAAGAGCCUGGGCAGCUUCCAAUGCACCUGGACACCCGUGAACUUAAGAGGGCACUCACAUAUAUUGUUGACCAUCUUCCUAUCAUGACUCAGUCAUCAGCUAUGCAAUCAUCCCUUCUUGUUGGUCAGAGUUUGGUCCAUAGUCCUAGUAUCAAUCCUUUGAUUUUCAAGGGUCAUGUAUCUAACUGGGCAUCAUCAGCUGAUAUCAUCCUAUUUCAUCUUGUUCUUCUGCUCAAGGCUAAAUUUCCCACUGAGAUAUUGAAUGGUGAUGAGGAAUGUGUUGUAUUGAGUAAAUUACUGACAUGUACCAACCAUCCUGCCCUGUCUCCUGGCCAUCGACUUCUUGCAUACCAGUGGUUACAGCACUUUCCAGAGAGAGAGCCAAUCUUUCCUCAUUGUAAGCCUCAUCUCCCUGGAUGUCUCUUCACUGAGCACUACACAAAUUUCUUUCCUACAAUAUUUGAUGGUCUAGAUACAUCUCUUGUCAAACUCAAUCUACUUAGCCAAUGUUUUGUGCCCACAACUAUACAUGAUACCUCAUCUGCUACUUUGAUGGGUUGUGUCGAUCUUCUUGGGAAGUCCUUGGAAUAUGGAAUAGUGGGUAGGCCAGCCACCUCCUGGUAUCGCUUGCUGUUCAGUAUGCUACAGAGACAUUAUGGGACUGUAUUGAGAGAAGAAAUCAUGAAUGCUGUGGUGAAAGUUACUGUUAAGAACCCCAAGUAUACUCCACACACAGUGAACUUCAUUGAGAGUAUGCAGAAAGUUACAUCAGAUAAGAGUUUUACUGUGCUUCUUCUUGAGACACUCCUUCAACAUGUUGUCACAUCAGAUAUUCACAAUAAAGAGGCUGAUUUAGAAAACUAUCUUCUCAUCCUUCAGAGGGCAGCUCAAGAAACUGAAAUAUCACCAAAGCCUAUCUUAGACUACCUCCAGAUGUUACUGCAUAGAACAUCACUGAUGCAGGAUGGAUCCUGGUUUCUAGGCAACAAGAUACUUUCUGUAUGUCAUCAGUUGCUCCAAGUCCAUAGCAAGGCUGGUAUUUACUCUGAUAUGGGUGACACACUCUACACUCUAUUCACUGGGCAUCAGGAUAUAGAGAUAAGGGAUAGAGCUUGUCUCUACUAUGCUAUACUUACCAAUCUAUCAAGUGAAAAGAUUAGCCAGAUUUUAUCAUCUAUUGGUUCAGCUGAGGAUUCUCAGAAUCUAACGAGGCUAGUAACGGGUAGUGCUAGUGUUAAGCCUGCUGGAGCAGUGGAAACAUUAAAUCAAACAGUCUUCAAAUUGACCAGAAUUAGAAAACGAACAUCAUCACACCGCAUCAGUAAAGAUUUUUCUUCCUCUGUAACCAAAUACCACGAAGCUCUACAAUCACUAUCAUCAGAGAGUACUACAUGCAUAAAAAUUGAUUAUUAUCUUCAUUUUGAUGAACGUUUCUUGGAAGAUAUUCCUGAUUCUAUGAGACACCUUUAUGCAGUGAUUCUUCAUAUAGAUACACCUGCUGCAUAUCAGUCAAUAGAAGAUAUGACAGUUGCAUCACUGUCAGUCGAGAAUUCAUCUGAACCCAAAGAUGGCUGUCAGAUGGUCACAUUAGCACUCUAUCCCAGAGAACCUAUACCUACAUCUUUAUCUGUAAGUGCAAUGUUUAGUAGCAGUGAUGGUCAAACUUGUGUGUGCCAACUGGAACCUGUUGAAGUGACCUUUGAUGACCUCUUCAUCCCCAUUCCUAUCAUGCCUUUUUUACGUCCUGAUCUCUUCAGUGAACUAUGGAAGAGCAUCAGACAAGAUGAGCAUACAAGACCAGAAUCUAUGAGUGCUGAAUCCAUUUGUACCAUCACUCUAGGAUCAGAAUCAAUACAGAGGAUAGUGCAGUCUCAAUUAGUAGAUUACAUUGUGACUUCAGAUGAAGUACAAGAUGGAAGAACAAUAAAUCUUGCCUUGCUGCUGCCACCUCAAUGGCAUCUGUUGCUACAGUUACAACUGCAGGAAAACAUCACUGUGGUAUCCAUGGUAACAGAUAACUGGAAGAUGUUACCUCUUGUCAAUCAGUACUUACUCAGUUUAGAAGAUCACUGACAUUGAGGGGUGAGAUGUAAGGGAAAGAUCAUUUAAAAUAUAAAAGACAAAGUUUUGUAAUAAUAUUUUUUAUAGAAAAUCAAUUAUAUUUUUUUUACUUGGGGGACCUAGUGGAAUCGAAUUAUGUAUGAAAGACUUGGUCAUUAUUUCAUUUCAGUAGAUUGUCACGUUUUGAAUUCAUACUCUAAUUAUCUGAAUGUAACUAGCAUAUCCAAGCAUACACAGCUUGAUGGGCCUAUGAUAAAUUCCUUUUGUAUUAUUCUACUGCAACUUUCUUUCAAGUCCAUCAUCGGUAAUUUUCUUGUAUCAACCUAAUAGUUAUCUAUAUUCCAAUUAUCACAUUCCCUUCUGCAGUCAUGACAUCUCUGACUCAGACAAAUCUCUCCCAGAUUGUUUGAUAGGAUUUAUACCUCAACUCUGUAUGAGAAGUCACCUUCUUUCUUAUCUCACACGACACCAAUUAAUUUCUCUUCCACAAGAGUUUUAAGCAACUUCAUUUCUCUUUCCUUGCUGUGUCCAUGUAGUGGUUUUAUGUUGGAUAUCUGUCCAUUUGCUUUAAAGCCACCGUCUGUUAACAUCCGUAUUAUCAGUGAGUCUCUCUGCUCCAGUGGUUGUCUUAUCUGACUUCAAAAAAAUUGUCCAUGUAUACGUUUCUCUGGGAUGCUUCUGCUGCUCCUGGCUGAACCCUUUCCAUAUUCACAUGCAGUCUGAGAAAAUCCAUAGCCACCUUGACUCUGGACUGGACAGACUCUUCAUGGACAGCAGGGUGUAAGGCAGGUAUUUUGAACAUCUAGAGCCAGUAUGCUGGCAGGUAUCAGGAAUAAUUGAUGUAAUCAUAGGCAAAAAUCCAAGGAAGAAAUGACCGAAUGGAUGAUAGAUGUAAGUUCCAAAUUCCUUCUCCAGUAGCUCUAAUGAAUAGCUUUAACAGCUGUACCAUCUUGAUGUAUGAGAACCACACUGCAAAAAUCAGACUCUUUUGUCACUGUUCCCCAAUAAAGUUGAGGUAGAGUAUUAUGCAUUGCCUAUAAUCUUCAGACUGCAAACACUAUGAAAGCUGAUCCUGGGAAAGAUGUGUGCAGUCUCUUCAGACACUUCAUCCCUGUCGUGAUCACCGAGUGAAUCCAUGGAGCACUGCUAGUGAGUCCGUUCCAUUGUUUCUACCAGACACUUGUGCAUACGUGAGCUUCUGUUAUAGUGGUUUCCAUUCAUGGCACCAUUAAAAUAACAUUGAACAAUAAGCCGAGAUUCAAUUACUAAGUCCUCUAGGCCAUCAUCACUGAAUCAUUUUCUUAUGCAGGCUAGCAUUGCAAUGGAAGUGUGGAAUGCUCGGAGACAAGGAACUAAUCUCUUUGAAAAUCUUUCAUUGCUCCAUCUGAUCAAUUCGAUACAAUUCAAAGUUUAUUUCAGUCAAUCAAUCAUAAAAUACAGUCAGUCCGCAGCCCGUCCGAAAGUGCUCUAUUUUAUUCAGCGGUAUGCAUAGCCGUCGGUGGUUAUGCAUUCGUAAUGAGCUGUGAAGAUGAACUUUCCGAUCGGUGUUUUUUUGCUCUUAGAAUCGUUUAUUCCUCACAAAAUUGGUCUUAUUUUAUAGAUAAGGCUUUGAAAUUUCUUAUCAGUUAAAUAAAAUGCACAUUUAACGUAUUUUGAAGACCGAUAUUUAGCUUAGAAAAAAUGAUUUUUUUCAAGAAAUAUAUGUGAAUAAACAGAGCGUAUUUUUGCAUAGAAAUCACACUUGCGUCAAAUUGAUAUUAUAAUCAAUAUAAAGCGUAGACAUUCUUCUUUAUGACUGAAAAAGAAUUAUGAAAUUUCAUGAUGUAGCAAAGUCAGGAACCACAAAAAACCACGGCAAUGUCCAUUGCAAAAUGAUUGGAAUUGCAGUAGAAUUGCCUACCCGUUCUGAUUGGUCAACAGCGGCGCACAGACUUACAACAUUUUAUAUAGCAUUAAAAUCCCGGAAGUUGUAUCAAAGCGAUCUAUGGCGACUUGCGUAAGCUCAAUGUUUGGACAUGUGCAGGGACCCUGGAACGAACCCGCCGGAAUGUUUUUUUUCGGGGGGGUUGGUGGGGAUAUAUUUUUACUUUUUCUUUAAAUCAUAUUCCUUCCCCGUUCCUACCCAGCUUUAUUCUCUUUACUUUCAUGUGAAUUUCUAUUUAGGCCUGUAUUAUUAAAUCAUGGAGCUAUUAAUAACUAUGAUUAAAUCUUACUUCUUCUUAAUCACUUUUGAUUUUCUAGUUCUUGAUUACACUUAUUUGGGCAGGGGUGGAAAGGGAAGUGAGUUAAAGGUCAAGUGCACAUCAACAAAAAAUUAUUUGAAUAAAUAGAGAAAUUUCCCUUUUUUAACACAAAACAGUUAUAUACACAAAACAAUGGUAUACAAAUAGAGUUGAUUAUGUCACUCACAUCACAUUACUUUCUAAAUUUUGGUUGCAUUUUAUUAUAUCAAUUUUAGCAAAUUUGAUAAAAAUACUCUUCAUCGAAUCACAAUAGGUUACAUUCAUGGAAACUACGAAUGUUAAUGGAGGAAUUAAAAUCUCUCAAAAUUUGUCAAAGAAAAUGAGAAAAUCAAAAUAAAAUAUAAUGUCAUGAACAUGUAUCAAACAAAAAAAAUACACAAGUAAUUAGAGUGUGUGUGACAUAAUCAGUUCUGUAAUUUGCACAUUGACCAAGAUGAGCAUAUAAUUGUUUAAUAAAAUUAGGCAAAAAGUUUUCAAUGUCAAAAUAGUAAUUUUUAAAAUUUUGAAUCAUAGUUUUUAUGAAAUUUUCUGCAAUACUUUAUUUUUCUUUAAAUUCAAAUUUAUUUUUUGGUGGGGUGGACUUCUCCUUUACUCUUUGCAUGGAAUGUAGGGAAUGCACAUUAAUAUUUAUCCACAAACAAAAUUGUCUAAACAUAUGCAAAAAAAUCAGUAAUUGGACACAUGUUCACUUUCCUUUCAUCCAGGCCACUCCCUCACAUCCACCAGUUUUACAGUCUUAUAACAAAAAUGAUGAAUUAAUUAUAAUACCAUCACACCACAGCUCCAUGAUCACACAACAUUCACACAGUGCUUCACAACAAAUAUUUCACUUCUGUUCAUACAUGCAAUAAUUACUGUGGAAAACAAAAACAAGGCGUAACCACAUUCGAACACCGUUUAAAAGGACAAAUAUAUUAUACCUUUUGAGAAAAAAAAAUUGUGAACAUACAUAACACUUAACCUUCAGCACAUUAGAUUGCAAAUCAACUACAUGUUUGUGUUUAAUCAAAGGACUUACCCUUGAUUUUGGAAUGUGUGAAUGAGUAGAAAGUUUCUUGCACUGCACUAUUAGUAACAUUAAAAAUGUUCUUUGGUUUUAAAUUGUGUAUUCUUAUUUUUGUCAAGCUGUAUUCCUGUCCAAGUCAGUAUUCUUAGUCCUCCCCAAAACUGUGCUCUAUUUUUUUUGUUUCCAAUAUCGAUAAAGAUCAAUUUUCUGUUGUAUCAUUAUCAGUUCAAAAUUUGCAAACGAAAAAUGGCUUUGUCCAAAUCAGUCUGACCGUUAUAGUACAUGAUGGAAUCUCCCAGAAUGAAGUAGCGAGCAGAGACCAGAGUCAGCAAGUGUGCAGAUCUGUGUGUAGAAGAGACCAAAAAAAGAGAGAAAUAGUCUAAAUUACUAAAUAAUCAUUCAAAGUACAUGUAUAAAUUAUUUUACAUGUAAGUCAAGAGACUAAUAAUAGUACUGUCUGCAACAGCCACAAUUUUUUUAUUUGAACAAAAUGGUUUAUAGCUACUACUGAGUACGGUAGUACCAGACUUUUCAGUUUGACUUCAAACUGUUUAUAGUCUAUAGAGUAGAAUGUCUAAGCUAAUCAUCAUUUCAUUCUUAACCGCAGCCUGGGGCAAAAAUCAUCAUGGGACUCAACUUCUACUAAUUAAGAAAAAAGGUUAACAUUUUUUUUUUCAACAUAAAUCAAGAAAUAUCUCAAUCUAUAAAAACUUGAUAGAAAGCGGAAACCUGAUAAUCAUUAAAUAAAACCUUAGAAGAGAUCUACUUAUUGAGCUUCGUUUAUAUUAAGUCUUAAUUGCAAAAAAAACCAGGUCCACCGUCCACACUCACAUAAAUAAUGCGAGCCAUCUAUCAUCAUUACAGAAGUUUCAACGUAUGGGACCAAAGGCGAAAUCCCACCAACACGCGACGACCGUACUUUUUUUGCAUUAUUUCGCGCCAUCGUAGAGUGAACGAGAAGGUUACUUCUGGGUAAAAUAUAAAUUUCUUGAUUUUUAGGGUAUCAUUUUCUCUAAAAUAAAAAUAUAAGGUGAGUUUGCGUCAAAUUGGUUCUGACAUAUUUUGAACAGUGAAUUUUCUUCAUUAUAAAAAACCCAGAUCGAAACCAUUUGGUUAUGUAGCAAAGUCAGGAACCAAAAGUGAAAUUCCGACUACAAAAUCGCAGUUAAAAUAUUAAAGAGGUAAAAAUGGUAUCAAUUAAAGAGGUAAAAAUGGUAGGUUGAAAAUGUCGAAAUAUGAAAAAUUAUAUAUCAAAAUGUAGAUGAAGGCCUUGAGAAUAACUUACCACAAUUCGUUUCGACGUAAACUGAAGUUAGCGACCAGUACAGAGCUAUAACUUCAGCCCCUCCAAUUCACUGGGAAAAUCAAGCCAAAUUGAUCACACGUUUUCCUUAUGAGACCGCUAGAGGGCCGCUGAAUAAAUCUUCGUGAAUAUGCUCAUUAUCGCGCGAGCUGCGGUCUGACUGAAUAUAUACAAAUUUUGAUCAAAACAUAUGAUUGGGAGCCCUUGGAAGUUUUUUUCUUUUUUAAAACUUGUGGAUGGGGCACCACAAUGAUACAAUUAAAUACAAAUCAGUGUAAAACACACAGAAAGAGUAAACAAAAAACAACAUUGAAAUACAGUGCAAAGACAGUGGACUAAUAUAGAGGAAAUAAACAAGAAAUAAUAAUCAUAAAUUCUUAGGGACCUACAGUGUGCUAUUCAUUACCUGAUUUGGCAAGAUUUUUAUAUUGAGAGAAUGUUUCAUCUUUUAG
Lytechinus pictus (painted urchin) is the source of this 7691-nucleotide messenger RNA. RefSeq names its product AP-5 complex subunit beta-1-like. Bases 60 to 2699 code for a protein of 879 amino acids. The record is from RefSeq and is a predicted model, not a curated record. The transcript has 23 exons. NCBI's taxonomy places the organism in Eukaryota, Metazoa, Echinodermata, Echinoidea, Temnopleuroida, Toxopneustidae. Gene Ontology annotation, biological process: endosomal transport. Gene Ontology annotation, cellular component: AP-type membrane coat adaptor complex; lysosomal membrane.